ACUAGACCGCGGAAGUAGGAUUGGAGACGACUUUGUUAAGACAAACCAGUACAAAGAGAACCAGUUUUAGCCUGUCUUCAUUAAGAGAAAUCCCCGAUCACAUUUGUAGGCGACGAUGGCUAGCUAAGGUCAUGAGUAGAAAUGCGUCAUCGGGUCGUCUCGUGCCGAACUGCGCAUGCGCCAGCUGUUAACUCAAAGGAGCUCCUUCGAUAUUAAGUUGUUUUUGACCUUAAUGAAAAUUUCACGAGGUUGAAGUAAUUACAUGUUCAACUGCUUAAAAUAUUGACUCGAAUCUAGGUUGUACCUCUAGAUUUCGAGAAUUUUAUUCAACCAAGGAAUCAUUUUUACCCUUCUGUCAUUGACUUGUCAAACCACGGCGUGGUCCGUUUCGCAAGUCUCGCGACCUUUGGGUGGAGUAAACAAAGACACACUACUGACUGAACAGGCUACCGAACCCACAAUCGACCGAAAUGUCUCAACUACAGUUGUUGCGUGUAUUUUUAAAUGAGCGUUUAAUGGCGGCUGCUGUGGAGAUUUUCGGGGCAGUUGAGAAAACGGUGGUGGAGUACGAGGAGGAGAAUGAUCGGCUACGGAGACUUCUGCGGGUCACACCGGAGAUAACACUAUGCAGAAAAGACUCCCUGCAGCUCUCUCUCGCUGUCUCUGAAGAGGAGGUUCCCUAUGAGCAGCAGCACUGUGAGAAGGAGUGGAGCCACAGUCUGGGGCAGGAGGAUCUAGAACCCACACAGAUUAAAGAGAAACAUGAGGAACUCAGGACCAGUCAGGAGGAAGAGCAGCUUCAAGGGCUGGAGCCUGAUAUCAUAGAGUUCAAAUUCACUCCUUCCUGUGUGAAAAGUGAACAUGAUCAGGAAGACCCACUUUGGUCCUUGACUCUGUCCCAAACAGUGGAGAACAGAGAGUGUGACUCUAAACUAGUGGAUCCUAAACCUUUUGGCACUGUGACCCACCUAAAGGGUUAUGAAAUGCUCUGUGACCCUCCAGAUAAUCAAAACAUUGUCUACAGCCACAGCUCAGCCUUAAGCAGCAACCCAGUAGGACUUGACAGAAGCCAACCAUUGGAUCCAAACCCACCAAUGGAGGAACACUGUUCCAAACCCAGCACCACAUCUAUAAAAACUCAUCGCUGCUGUGACUGUGGCAAAAUGUUUCCUCUCACAGCUGACCUGCAGAGGCAUGUGACUCUCGCCAAGAAGAGACUCAGCGAAUGUCACUUCUGCAAAAAACAGUACAUUUCCACCUGUAAACUGAAGGACCAUGUCCGACUCUGUCACAGUGGGAAACCCUGCACCUGCCCCUUUUGUGGCAAGACCUUCAAACAAAAAGGAAAUCUGUCCAUGCACAUGAGGAUUCACACAGGAGAGAAACCAUUUAGCUGUGGUUACUGUGGGAAAAGCUUCAAUCACAAGGGAGACCUAAGAAGACAUAUACUGACUCACACAGGAGAGAAACCGUUUAGCUGUAAUUUUUGCUGUAAGUGCUUCAAUCAGAAGGGGGACCUAAGGAGGCAUACACUGACUCACACAGGAGAGAAACCAUUUAGCUGUGGUGAAUGCGGUAAAGGCUUCAUACGCAAGGAGCACUUAACUGCACAUAUACGGAUUCACACAGUAGAGUAAUCAUCACACAGCAAAGUAAUCAUUUAUCUGCGGUGACUGUGAAAAGUGUAAAUCAUAAGGGGAAGCUGAAUAUGUAUAUACAGACUCACACAGGGGAGAUAUAAUUUAGCUGUGAUGACUGCGGGGAAAGCUUCACUCAGAAGACUAAUCUAACUGACCAUAUAUGGACUCAGACAGGAGAGAAACCGUUUAUCUGUGGGAAAAGCUUCAAUAAGAAGGGGGACCUAAUUGAGAAUAAACUCAUUCACACAGGAGAGAAAUCACAUGGAUUCUCAGUCUGUGGUAGAAGAUUCAAGACUAAUCUUCCGACACAUAAAACAAUAUCUACAAAGAAAGAAAACAGGAUGAAAACACAAAGAAUAAAGAAAAUCAGGACAAAUAUAUCUUCUGUUAGCAGAUGGGUAUAAAAAGGCAGGUUGUGGAUAACUCUUAGAAAAGAAACAAUCAUUCAUGCACUGGGUUUCAGAGAAAUAGAUACAUGAUGGAUUUACUUUGAAAAAUGCUCUUUGUAAAUAAAGUUUGAUUUAAAUAAUGGGGAUAUUAACAAACAGUAGUGCAUGUAUCAUGGUAAUCUCGCAGAUCUGCUGUUCAGAUCGGUUGAUGUUUUCACGUCAUUAGAAAUAAGAAUAUCUGGUUUGUUUUAGAAUGUCUCUCAGGGUGAUGAGAAAAUGGUCUGACCAAUGUUAUUGAUUUAUAAAAAUGUAUACUUUUCUGAAAAUAUCUCCUUCAAUCCAAGAGAGUUUCUCAUGCAGUUUUGACAUUAAUACAGCUCAAUCAUGAUAUUGUUUGAAAUGUAAUGAUACACAGUCGACUACUCACGAGUGCAGUUUGUAUAAGUGCAAACUCUGUUUUAAGUGUACUACAGUGUUUUUCCUGUCCCAAUUCAACAACAUCGACAACUCACCAGCCGGUUUAUUAAGUACGCCCAUCUAGUACCGGUUCGGACCCCCCUUUGCCUCCAGAACAGCCUGAGCUCUUUAGGGCAUCAUUCUACAAGGUGUCUGAAACAUUCCACAGGGAUGUUGGUCUGUGCUGAUGCGAUGGCAUCAACCAGUUGCUGCAGAUUGGACAGCGAUACAUUCAUGCUGCGAACAGCCCGUUCCAUCUCAUCCCAAAGAUGCUCUAUUGUGUUGAGGUCUGGGGACUGACGUAAACUGAACUUGCUGUCAUGUUCCAGGCAAUGUUUUUCCACUCAAUUGUCUAGUGUUGGUGAUCGUGUGCCCACUGGAGCCGCUUCUUGUUUUUAUCUGAUAGGAGUGGAACUCGGUGUGGUCGUCUGCUGCAAUAGCCCAUCCGUGACAAGGAUCGACGAGUUGUGUGUUCCGAGAUGCUGUUCUGCACACCAUUGUUGUACUGCGCCAUUACUUGUCUGUUUACGGCUCACCUGUUAAAUUGCACGAUUCUUGCUAUUCUUCUUCGACCUCUCAUCAACAAGCUGUUUUCGCCCAAAGGACUGCCACUGACUGGAUGUUUGUUGUUUGUCACACCAUUGACGGUAUACCCUAGUAGAGGUCGACCGAUUAUGAUUUU
Molecule: messenger RNA, 3167 nt
Organism: Oncorhynchus kisutch (coho salmon)
Lineage: Eukaryota; Metazoa; Chordata; Actinopteri; Salmoniformes; Salmonidae
Product: zinc finger protein 658B-like
Exons: 2
Coding region: 471-1637 (388 amino acids)
Biological process (GO): regulation of transcription by RNA polymerase II; embryo development
Cellular component (GO): nucleus
Molecular function (GO): DNA-binding transcription factor activity, RNA polymerase II-specific; RNA polymerase II transcription regulatory region sequence-specific DNA binding
Source: RefSeq, a predicted model, not a curated record